UAAACACGUCAGCAACAUCACUGACUCAAAUUAAAUUAUAUUUCUGUUUUAUCCCUGCUUUUAUUCUGAAGGUGUCCUCUCCUUCCAGAUGUUCUGAUUAAAAGCAUUUCCUCUGCAGUUUGUUUUUCUCCCCUGUGGCCUUUGAGGAAGUCUGUAAAAAUCAUCGCUGUUAGAUUUGUAGUUUGGUUAUGACAUUUUGUUAUGUCGUCUGGUGCCUCGCGGUGACAUCACAGCAUCGCUGUACUCCCAUUGGCUGCAGACCAAACUGUGUCGAGCACUGAGGGGCUUUAAGGCUAACAGAAAGGGAAACUGAUUUUAUCUUUUACUUCUUAUUACUGUAUUUAAAAGUUCACUUUGCCUUUUGAUCACUUCUGUUGUGUAAUUUAACUUUUCAUAUACUGAGUUUGUUUUUUCACUGCACUUUGCUUUUCUUUUCGUGUCUCGCUGUGACGUUUGUCCUCCAAACUUUGUUUUUUUAAAAAAAAAAAAAAUUUAAAUUUUUUUAACUAUUUUUAUUUAUUAUUAUUUUUUAUUAUUGUCUUUUGUAUCGUGAUGAGCCUGUCUUUCUCAGGAUUUUUUUUAUAUAUAAAAAGUCAUUUUCUCUUUCAAAAUAAAACGAACAGGCUUGUCAGUGUGGUGUGUUUCAUUACAAGUCAGGACAGAAAGGUGUGAAUGGUGAGGAAAAACGAAACGAGCUGCACGGAUUCACGGCUGUGAAAACGUCACGCAGGCUGAACGUCAACGCACAGGAUCCUCCAAGUUUCCAUUUUAUUCCAGAUCAGGUUAGUAUUGUCACGCGGUUUGUUUUCCAUUUCAUUUGGAUUAUGGAUUUGGAUGGGGGCAGUCGUGGCCUGGAGGUUGGAGAAGUGACUUGUGAUCGGAGGGUCACCGGCUCGAUUCCCCCACUGGACGGGGUGUGGUGGAGUGAUUAAUGCAACAAAUGCUCCCCCUCCUCCAUUAGCCGCUGACGCUGCUGAUGUGAGGUCAGUGCUGCACGUGGACACACACACACAGCGUGUUGAUGUGCUGCCUCUCCUUCCUCCAGCUCGGCCUUUUCCUUUGACCUCACGUCCUCCUGCUUCCUCCCAUUCUCUUCCUCUCUCCGAGGAGCAUGAAAAGGAAAGCUGCGACGGGACCAGGAGGCUCGACUGCAGGCUCGUGAGAUCAACAUGGCUGAGAGGCACAGAGUGACAGCGCAGGGCAGGAAGAAAUGGGUUCUUCCACAGAAAAGUGCUGCCGAGGAGAGCAAACCGAGCGUUCGCUCUGCUGCCGGGGAAGCCGAGAGAAAUCUGGCGGUGCCUUUCAGAGGUCACGUCUCAGGUGGGAUGCGUCCGGGGAAGAAGGUCGUGGUGUUCGGCGUUGUGGACUCGCGUCCUGACAGGUUCUACGUCGCCCUGACGUGUGGUCGGGGGACAUCCGGGGAGCCUCCGGCUGAUGUGGCCCUGGAGCUGUGCGUCCGCUUCAGGGACAGACAAGUCCUGCGCAGAGCCUGUGUGUCUGGAUCCUGGGGGGACGUGGACAGGGCCGUCCCGUUCUUCCCCUUCAUCAGAGACCAGCCGUUCAAGGUGCCAACCACACGUCCUGUGCUUCGUACGUGCGCACCAAACGUGACGCACAGCCGCAGCCUGUCUUCACACGCUCACAGUGUUUAUGGCCCUUCUUUGCUCCCGUACGGCAGCUUAAACAUGGACGAGCUGCACAUGUGUCGAUUCUGUCCAAAUGUUCCCGCAUGUAAAGUGAAAGUGACGGAGGACCAACUUGUGUCUCCUCGCAGAUGGAGAUCCGCUGCGAACUCAGUCGGUUUCGCGUGUUUGUGGACGGGCAGCAGCUGUUUGACUUUUCCCACGCAGUGACGUCACUCGGCGACGUGGACACGCUGUGGAUCAAAGGCUGCGUCGCCGUCACCAAGCUGGCCUG
Messenger RNA from Scatophagus argus, 1917 nucleotides. Its product is annotated as galectin-related protein-like. The transcript is spliced from 5 exons. The record is from RefSeq and is a predicted model, not a curated record. Gene Ontology annotation, molecular function: carbohydrate binding. Lineage: Eukaryota; Metazoa; Chordata; Actinopteri; Scatophagidae. The coding region runs from base 1170 to 1853 and encodes 227 amino acids.